This is a messenger RNA of Aspergillus terreus NIH2624, 3411 nucleotides long. RefSeq names its product putative cation chloride cotransporter. Gene Ontology annotation, cellular component: membrane. The transcript has 4 exons. Bases 1 to 3411 code for a protein of 1136 amino acids. The record is from RefSeq and is a predicted model, not a curated record. Gene Ontology annotation, biological process: potassium ion import across plasma membrane; chloride transmembrane transport; cell volume homeostasis. Gene Ontology annotation, molecular function: potassium:chloride symporter activity. NCBI's taxonomy places the organism in Eukaryota, Fungi, Ascomycota, Eurotiomycetes, Eurotiales, Aspergillaceae.
AUGGAUCGGAAAGAAAGAGAUGGCCAUAAGAAUCGUCUUCCUGACGUAUCGGAGAAGCUGGGGACGUUUUCUGGGGUUUUUGUCCCCACCACUCUAAACGUGUUGAGUAUUCUGAUGUUCCUUCGCUUUGGAUUUAUCCUCGGACAGGCAGGCCUGUUAGGAAUGCUCGGAUUACUUGCUGUCUCCUAUCUGAUCAACCUGGUGACCACUAUGUCUCUUUCCGCCAUUGCAACCAAUGGGACCGUCCGGGGUGGUGGUGCUUACUACCUGAUUUCACGUUCUCUCGGUCCGGAAUUUGGGGGCUCAAUCGGCAUCGUAUUCUACUUGGGCUACGUCCUGAACACCGGCAUGAACGCCGUCGGUCUCGUUGACUGUUUUACACAAAACUUCGGUACGGAGUCUGGCUCGUGGGCCAAUUUUUUGGAAGAAGGUUUCUGGUGGCAGUAUCUUUGGUCCACUAUUAUCCUUAUUCUUUGCACGGGAAUCUGCCUAGCGGGAAGCUCUAUUUUUUCUCGAGCAAGUAGCGGGCUGCUUGUCAUCCUCCUCGUGGCAACGUUCAGCAUACCACUCUCUGCAAUUUUCAUGACACCGUUCGCCAAUCCGAAGCUGGGCGUGACCUUUACUGGCGUCCGCCUUCAGACUCUGCUAGAGAACCUCAAACCCAGGCUCACAAAGGGGGCUGCUGGAAGUCAGCUUUCCACUCGCGAAAACUUCCAGGACCUGUUUGGCAUCCUGUUUCCUGCUACUGGCGGCAUCUUUGCCGGAGCGAGUAUGUCCGGCGAUCUUAAGAACCCUAGCAAGUCAAUCCCAAAAGGCACUCUGUCGGGGUUGGCUCUAACAUUCAUCACCUACACAAUCGUUGUAUUGGCCAUGGCGGCGUCGAUUACGAGAGAGUCCUUCUACAACAACACCAACGUGGUGCAAAUCGCCAAUUUGUCCGGAGUCGUUAUUCUCUUAGGCGAAUUUGCAACCAGUUUCUUCUCUUCAUUGAUGGGCGUGAUUGGUUCGGCAAAGCUCUUGCAGGCCAUUGCCCGAGAUAGCAUCCUACCCGGACUGAGGGUCUUUGCGAAAGGCACCCAAAAGAAUGACGAACCGAUCUUUGCGAUAAUUGUGACAUACGUCGUUGCCCAGGCUACAAUGCUAUUUGACAUCAAUCGCAUUGCUUCAUUUGUCACCAUGACUUACUUGAUGACAUUCUUGGUAACAAACCUCGCCUGUUUUUUGUUGAAAAUUGGCUCCGCACCGAAUUUCCGGCCAUCUUUCCACUAUUUCAACUGGAAAACCGCCGCAGCGGGGGCUCUGGUCAGUGGCGCUAGCAUGUUUUUCGUGGACGGGGUCUAUGCGUCGGGGUGCGUCGGCAUUCUCAUAGUACUCUUUCUGCUGAUUCAUUAUACUUCGCCUCCUAAGUCCUGGGGUGAUGUUAGCCAGAGUCUGAUCUAUCACCAAGUGCGGAAGUAUCUACUUCGUCUCAAGCAGGAGCACGUCAAGUUCUGGCGGCCUCAGAUUCUUCUGUUCGUGACAAAUCUGGACGAUCAGUUCAAGAUGGUCUCGUUUUGCAAUUCUCUGAAGAAGGGUGCUCUGUUCGUUCUUGGCCAUGUUCUGGUGACGAAUGACUUUACAGCGGCAGUACCCGAGGCCCGUCGUCAGCAAAACGCAUGGACGAAGUUUGUGGAAAGCUCCAAGGUCAAAGCCUUUGUGAAUAUUGCUGUCGCCCCGACCGCAGAAUGGGGUAUCCGGAACAUUGUUUUGAAUUCGGGACUAGGAGGAAUGAGGCCCAAUAUAGUCAUCAUCGACCAGUUUCGCAAGGGUCAGUCACUUGUCGAGGCUCUAGCCUCCGAUCAGCUCCGAAAGGACUCAAGCGGCGGCCGCAACCCUCGCGAUUCGGUUUCUGAGCUAUCGGUACAUAACGGGCAAAACGCGUCUAUGAGCCAUCAAAGCUAUGUGACCAUUCUUGAGGAUCUUCUCUUCAAGCUGCGCAUCAAUGUCGCCGUGGCCAAAGGUUUUGAGGACCUUGAGCUCCCUGGUCCUUCUGGGCAACAUACGAAGAAAUACAUUGAUCUUUGGCCUAUCCAAAUGUCGGCACAACUUGGUGCGGAUAGCGAGAGCAAAAAGAACGUCCUGACGACAAACUUUGAUACAUACACCCUGAUUCUCCAGUUAGGAUGUAUCCUCAACACAGUGCCUUCGUGGAAAAAGACAUAUAAACUGCGAGUGGCUGUGUUUGUCGAAUACGAGACGGAUGUCGAAGACGAGCGAGGUCGAGUCGAGGCACUCCUCGAGAAGCUGAGAAUAGAAGCCGAAGUUCUCGUCUUUUGGCUCGCAUGCGGCGACCUGAAAGCCUACCGUAUCAUUGUGAACGGCGAUGUAUCACCGGAAACGCACGAUCUUCAAGACAGGGUCAAUAAGGCCUUGAAGGACGAAGACUGGUGGAGCGACAUCCAGAAAGCUCGUCGGGGCUUACGUGAGUCUCCCAACAGAGCCGGUCUGGACCAAGGCGGAGCGCCCUUAGAGCGAGUCUCCAGUUGGCAUGCGACUCCUAGCCACGACAACUCCCAGAUACCUCCAAGCCACUUGAAGAGAUUUAUUCAGUCCGCUCGGAGACGACGCUCUAUCUCCAGCUAUAAAGGCUUUGGGGGCGUUAACUUAGGGAUGCAGACUCAUCGCUUGCUAGAUGCAUUCGUGGACUACGACUCUAGCGCCUCCAGUUCAAGUGAGAGCAGCGACGAAGAGUUUGAACCGUACGUCAGCGAUAAUGAAGAGGAUGAAAGCAACAAUAAGGCGAGGGACGAUCGUCCGGAACAACUCCAAUCAACCAGCCCGGGAGACAAAACGGCCCAAAACUUCUCGGAGGAGAAUCCUGAAGGACGUGCUGCCGCCACAAACGUGCCUUCUAUUAUCGCGACAGCGGAGGAUGCAUCGCCUCGAAGCCAAACCGCUGUGGCACGCCCUCCAUUUUCUCGCUCGCCUUCGACUAAUCGAUUCGAUUCGUCGCCGAUUCCGGAAACCCAGGUAAAUACAGAGGAGGGAGCCGGACCAUCCAUCAUGUUUGCUGCGAGCUCGUCGCCACCUCGUGGUAGUUCCAACAAGCGAGAGUCAAUAUACACCCGACGGUCUUCCUCGGGUGCAUCUAGGACCGGCGCCGCAAGCGGGUAUCCUCGACGGGCGUCAAUACCUUUGUCCUUCAACGAUCUUCCUAGUCGGGCGCAGCACCUUAUUCUGAACGAACUGAUGGCCAACCAUAGUAGUGAGACUGCCGUUCUGUUCACGACACUACCCUCCCCGUUUGAAGGCACGGCUCUUAGUGAAACUGCAAGCGAGUCUUAUCUGAGCGACCUGGAGGUUUUGUGGCAGGGACUACCGCCUUGUCUGUUGGUUCAUAGCAACAGCAUGACCGUGACAAUGAAUCUCUGA